This is a messenger RNA of Passer domesticus (house sparrow), 1003 nucleotides long. RefSeq names its product glutamate-cysteine ligase modifier subunit (gene GCLM). The record is from RefSeq and is a predicted model, not a curated record. Bases 183 to 998 code for a protein of 271 amino acids. The transcript is spliced from 7 exons. Lineage: Eukaryota; Metazoa; Chordata; Aves; Passeriformes; Passeridae. Gene Ontology annotation, biological process: glutathione biosynthetic process. Gene Ontology annotation, molecular function: enzyme regulator activity; glutamate-cysteine ligase catalytic subunit binding. Gene Ontology annotation, cellular component: glutamate-cysteine ligase complex.
CUGAGGCAGCGCGAGGCGGGGCGCGCUCCGCUCCGCGCCGCUCCCGCGCCGGGCCCGCCCCGCCGCCCGUCGUCCCCGCGCCGCCCCUCGCUCCGGUGCCGGUGCUGAGUCACGGCCAGCUCGGGGCUGCCCGGGGCCGUAGGUGUCGCGGAGAGCCCGCCGGCCACCGCCUGAGCAGCGCCAUGGGGACGGAGGGCGCCCGUGCCCUGCUGGAGCGCGCCGGCACGCUCACCCUGCAGACCGGCAACCUGCUCAACUGGGGCUGCCUCCGCAAGAAGUGCCCGGCCACCCCCGGCGAGGAGGUGCGGGACUGCAUCCAGAAAACACUGACUGAGUGGAGCUCAAAGAUCAGCCAAGACCAAAAUCAGGAAACACUGGAAGUUCUGGAAUGUUCUGUAGCUCAAGCUAUAGAAAAAAUAAAUCCUGAAGAAAGGGAUGAGUUGAAAGUAUCAGCAAAGCUUUUCAUCGUUGGAUCAAAUUCUUCAUCGAUCAGAGACGCCGUUGACCUGGCAUGUUCUGCUCUCGGAAUUGCUCAGUUAGACUCAGUCAUUAUUGCCCCACCUCCUGUUGAAGAUGGAACUAACCUCUCCUUGGAAUAUUUGCAACCUUAUUGGAAAGAACUUGAAAAUCUAGUUCAAAACAAAAAGAUUGUUGCUAUAGGUACCUCCGACCUAGAUAAAACACUGUUAGAGCAGCUGUAUCUGUGGGCACAGGUGAAACCAAGUAGUAAUCAGGUGAACCUAGCUUCCUGUUGUGUGAUGCCACCUGAUCUCACAGCAUUUGCAAAAGAAUGUGACAUACAGCUGCUAACUCACAAUGACCCCAAAGAAUUACUUUGUGAAGCAAGUUUCCAAGAAGUUCUCCAGGAAAGCAUCCAGAACAUGAAAGCAAACAAGUGGAUUCCUUUAUGGCUUCUGCGGUAUUCAGUCAUUGUUAAAAGCAGAGGAAUUAUCAAGUCCAAAGGCUAUAUCAUACAAGCUAAAAGAAAUGCUUCUUAAAACAC